Messenger RNA from Lizanozyma spartinae, 693 nucleotides. RefSeq lists its product as uncharacterized. The record is from RefSeq and is a predicted model, not a curated record. NCBI's taxonomy places the organism in Eukaryota, Fungi, Ascomycota, Pichiomycetes, Serinales, Debaryomycetaceae. Bases 1 to 693 code for a protein of 230 amino acids. The transcript has a single exon.
AUGUCCUGCGACAAUCAAGCUGGGAAAGCAUUGACUACUUCAAGCAGCCUGCCAGUUACCAUUGACACUGCUCCAAGCACCCUUCCCACCCCCCUUUCCCAUCAUGUACCCAUUGAGACUCCAGCUACUACCAUUGCUGUUGAGACCGAUGACAAGGAGAACAUCUUAUUUACUCCACCACUUCAAGCUUCCUUACUUGAAAAAGCACUCCUCGUGAUCUUUGAGUACACCGACUAUCAAACUAAGUCUAGCCAAGCAAAGGCUAUGGAGACUGAGACAGACAAUGACUGCGAUUGUUCCUUUGAGCCUAACAAAUGGAAAAAACCUCUUGAGCUUAACCAAGAACCGGUCAAAGUCUUCAGUCCCUCAAUUGAACCCCCAGCUGCUUCUUCAGUUGUUGAAACCCCUAACGACAUGUUUCAGGAAGUAGAAGAAGUCCCACUUCAGCCUACUAGUCCCCCUCUUCUGCUCUCUGAGUAUCUCCCCACUGCUGAACUGAACAGUAAUGGUCUGGAGCGGAUCAUUAGUGGUGAUCUGUACCGAUCGGACGCUUGUAUCAGCCCAGGUUUGAGUGGUUACUCCAGUGGUAGUGAGGCUUAUUAUCAUGACAAGAUUCCAAGAGACUUCCUUAGAAUGUACCAACAUCCCAAGCAGAUACGGAAACGUACUCGGGCACCUGGUAAUACUAAGUGA